AUGACGGCCAACGUUCAUGGACCGGAAGUGACGGUCCCCCAGCUCUUUGCGCCUGCGCUGGCCAAGGCGAACCAGUGGCUCUCAGACAUCCGAGCGCAGUGCGACCUGCACGACCUCCACCAGGCCUACACGCUCCUGCGCGCCGUGUUCUUCACCAUCAGGGACUGGUCGGGCGUGCUCGACAACAUCAGCCUCACCGAGAAGCUGCCCAUGCUGCUCCGUGGAAUCUACUACGAGGGCUGGAAGGCAGUCGAGCCCCGUGAUGAAGUGCGAACGAUCGGCGACUUCUACGACACGAUCAAGUACCACCUGGGCACCACCCCCGGGCCGCUCGCGGACAACCUGGAACUCAACACCAUCAACGCCCUUCAAGUGAUCCGGGUACACCUGCCGCAGGGAGACUUCAAGAAGGUGAUGAACGCGGUGCCGGAGGACAUGCGGAAGCUCGUCAGUCUGUCGACCCUUCCGACUGCCAGGCAGACCACCCACGCCGGAGCCUAA
This is a messenger RNA of Acanthamoeba castellanii str. Neff, 501 nucleotides long. RefSeq lists its product as uncharacterized. NCBI's taxonomy places the organism in Eukaryota, Discosea, Longamoebia, Acanthamoebidae. The transcript is spliced from 3 exons. Bases 1 to 501 code for a protein of 166 amino acids. The record is from RefSeq and is a predicted model, not a curated record.